AUGAGUGACGAUAACGAAGGAAAAUUACAACAAUUUAUGGAGAUCACUGGUGUGGAUGAUCGGGAUCUUGCGGACGCGAUCCUCGCUUCAAUGAAUUACGAGGUGGAAAGAGCCGUCGAACAGCAUUUCUCCGGAGGCCCUUCAAAUGGCGCUGAGGAGGACGAUAUUGCCAUCAUCGAGCAGCCACAUGCAGCACGAGCUACUCCUUCUCCCGACAUUGAGGCAAUCGUUCCUGAGUUGCUUCCACGGGCACGACAAACUUAUCAUACAGCUGCACAUAUUGUUGAGCAACCUUCGUCGUCUUCAAUUGCAGAUCGCACACGUGGACGACGUGCUAAUGGACGAGAAGCCGCUCGACAGCAGAGUCGACAGAAUAGGCGUCGUGAUUUGGUUCACGAGGAUGAUGAUAGUGAUAUGGAUACAAGUGCCUAUGCUUAUCAACCAGAUGACGAAGACAUGCUUGCGGAAUCUCAACAGAAUGAAUAUACGGUUCCGCUUAUUCCCAAGGAUUAUGGCGACAUUUACGAAGCUAUCAACAAUUUCAUCACAAUUUUUGAUGUCAGAUAUCGAAAUGGUGGUAUCUCUUCAAAGCCUCCACUCAACUUUUAUCACGGUACACUUCAAGAAGCAGUUCAACAGGCUUUUGACCCGGUUGGUAAAGGUGUGGAAGAACGACGACCGUUGGCUUUGUAUUUGCAUCAUGAUCGCGGAAUUGCAUCCAACAUUUUUCCACCAAAGAUUCUUUGCUCUGAGUCGGUUUCUAACUUGUUACGCGGUCAAUUUGUUUUGUGGCCUUGGGAUGUCACGGAGCGAGAACAUCAAACACAGUUACGAGACUGGAUGUCAUUGGCUGGGAUGGACGAAGUUUUUGGACAAACCGUUGAGCUCCGUGCUCGCAACAAGGAUCUCUUCCCAAUGCUUUUACUCAUUAUCAAGGAUAAAGGAAAGCUUCGGAUUGGUGAAUCUGUCUUUGGCACCGAUUCGCAUGAACUAGCCGUUCAGAAGUUAAUGUCUAUUGUUGAUGUCUACAAUCAGAUUCGCUUGGCCAAUAUGGCUGAUGAUGCGGCAAGAAAAGAACGCGAUCGCCUACGAGAAGAGCAACAUCAAGAAUAUGAAGCUUCACUGGCUGCUGAUCGCGCUCGUCAAGAAGCAAGGGAUCGUGAAAUUCGUGAACAACAAGAGGCUGAGGAACGUCGCGUAUUUGCUGAAGCAGAGGAGGCGAUGCGACGGAAAAACGUGGAAAAGUCGAUUCCAGUUGAGCCUGAAGAGAAAGAGCCUAAUUUGGUUCAUGUGAAAUUUCGACUUCCUAACGGAGAAAUGUUGCUGCGUCGUUUUCGCCGUACAGAAAAGUUGUCUCUACUGCUUGCUUUUUUGGAUGUUAAAGGAUUCAACCCGGAGAAGUUCAAAUUCUUCAACUCGGAUUUCCCAAAGAAAGAUGUAUCAACAAUGGACAAAAAUGGCACAUUUGAGACGUUGAAAUGGCCGGGGCGCGAGCAGAUCUUUGUCGAAGAGAUU
Molecule: messenger RNA, 1515 nt
Organism: Mesorhabditis belari
Lineage: Eukaryota; Metazoa; Nematoda; Chromadorea; Rhabditida; Rhabditidae
Source: the annotation of a GenBank genome assembly